AUCUUUCAGCCCCCCUAUCAGUAAUUGCACCACCACGUUCUUCCCUUUCACUCGCCGCCAUUAUGAGUACUUUGCGACUACAGAAGCGGCUGGCAGCCAGUGUCCUUAAAUGCGGAAAAAAGAAGAUUUGGCUAGAUCCUAAUGAGACCAAUGAAAUUGCCAAUGCCAACUCACGUCAGAAUGUUCGUAAACUUGUCAAAGAUGGUUUAAUCAUCAAGAAGCCUCAGAUCAUCCAUAGCCGUGCUCGUGUUCGUAAGGCAGAUGAAGCAAGAAAGAAGGGACGGCACAGCGGCUAUGGUAAAAGGAAGGGUACUGCAAAUGCUCGUAUGCCUGAGAAAGUCAUCUGGAUGAGACGUAUGCGAGUGCUCAGAAGGUUGCUUCGAAAAUACAGAGAGGCAAAGAAGAUCGACAACCACAUGUACCAUACCCUGUACAUGAAGGCCAAGGGUAAUGUGUUUAAGAACAAGAGAGUCUUGAUGGAAUACAUACAUAGGAAGAAGGCUGAGAAGCAACGUGCCAAACUUCUAAGUGACCAAGCCGAGGCUCGCCGACAGAAGAACAGAGCAGCCAAACAAAGGCGAGACGAACGUCUGGAACAGAAACGCAAGGAAAUGAUCCAGCAAAUUGCAAAAGAAGAGGAGGCAGCAAAAUAAAUACAAAUAAACGUUCAAUUUGUUUGAAUAAAACUUCUUUUGUAAGGGCAA
Messenger RNA from Orbicella faveolata, 704 nucleotides. Its product is annotated as large ribosomal subunit protein eL19-like. The record is from RefSeq and is a predicted model, not a curated record. Gene Ontology annotation, cellular component: ribosome; cytosolic large ribosomal subunit. Lineage: Eukaryota; Metazoa; Cnidaria; Anthozoa; Scleractinia; Merulinidae. Gene Ontology annotation, biological process: translation. Gene Ontology annotation, molecular function: structural constituent of ribosome; RNA binding.